Oreochromis niloticus (Nile tilapia) is the source of this 4002-nucleotide messenger RNA. RefSeq names its product growth arrest-specific protein 1. The transcript has a single exon. NCBI's taxonomy places the organism in Eukaryota, Metazoa, Chordata, Actinopteri, Cichliformes, Cichlidae. Gene Ontology annotation, biological process: regulation of cell cycle. The record is from RefSeq and is a predicted model, not a curated record. The coding region runs from base 1250 to 1999 and encodes 249 amino acids.
AACAAUCUUCAGGCUGGAAAGACACUGGGCCACUGCAUGGCCAAUCUGACACAAUUAGGGUGAAACGGGCCAGAAAAUACUAUUCUCUCUCUUUCUCCUCUAUCAAUCGAGGCUUAAAAAACUCUGCAGAAUGGGGAGACGAGGGAGGGGGAACAGCGACAAUUAGCGAGAACCUUUAAGUGAAAAUCCUCAUCGGCGAGGAAGCCAUCACUGAGGUUUGUCCCUGCUCCGGAGGAACAGAUUUGUUUUUCUUCGCUGAAAUUUGGAACACUGAAGUUGCAGAUGUGAGCUUCUUGCAAAGGAAUGUAUUUUGCAAGCUCCCCCUGCCUGCCACCCCUUUCACUUAUGUUUUGCUACAGGAGGACCACACAGAUCCUGGGUUUCAUACAAGGAAAAUUAUAAACAGUUUCAUCCAGCCUAUCUCGUCAUAUACUGAGAGGAUUUGUGCUCAGAGCUGUGCUGCUGUAGGCCUGGAAAUGGGUCCCACGGCUGACUCCUCAGUGACGACCAAUCGGUGGCCAGGAUUGUAAAUGAGAGAAGGGGAGGGAAAGGGGCGACUUUUUCUUUCUUUUUUUUCGUGGCGGAGGGGUGUUGUGGAGAAAUGCUCGGCGGACCGUGAAGCGUAACAGCCAGAAGGACAAAGACUCACAUAGCGGGACAAAAUGGGACUGAGAGAAAUAGCUCUCAACUAAAAAACAAAACAAAACAACAAGUUUGGAAUGAAUGCGCGGGUGGAUGUUAAAAGUAGUUGCGCUGGGAAGAAUCGAAACUAGCAAUGGCAGGAGAGAUGAGUUCUAGUGUAGUAUCUGAGUUGUGUACAUUAUUGUAGUUAGAGCGCGUGUAAACUUUGGAUAGACCAAUGGCGCGUUUCACUGGCCACCUCAGAUUUGCACCGGUGAUGCGGAGACAGACUGCACUUUGGAGUUUGGAUUUCUCGUUUUUGAACGGACAUGCUUCCCGAAAUGACUUUUCCGUUUCUUGCAACUACGCGUGGUGAAUCCCCUGAGUCAGAUCCUGACUUCUACUGUUGCAAAUCUCACCAGGAGGAGCCAAACUCAUCCAAGGUGCAAAAGUGAGUGGAGAAUUUUUGAAAGAGCUGCACUGGUAACAGGUUGUUUGUUGCGAAAAUUCUCGGAUGAAAAGAAAACUUGUAUGAACUUCAGUGUGAAAGUUUCUGUGCCUGAGUCGCUCUGAUCCUAAUGUGCUGGUGGAGAAAGUGCACGUCACCGAACUACAACUCCAUCCAAGCAUGAAAUGUUGGUGCAGCGCCCUGGCACUUCUCCCGUGGGUGCUGGUGGCCUUGGAUGCACAGCUAAUAUGCUGGCAGGCGCUUCUGCGGUGCCACAACGAACCCGAGUGCGAACUUGCAUACAAUCAAUACAUGACAGCAUGUGAAGGUAACAUCAAAGGAACUAGAAAGCAAUGCCCCAGCCACUGCAUCAGCGCGCUGAUAAGGCUGAAUCACACCCGCAGUGGGCCAGAUCUGGAGACCUGCGACUGCGCUCAAGACCUGGACUGCCUCAACGCCAAGCGGGCCAUAGAGCCGUGCCUGCCCCGCAGACACCCGAAGGACGCCGGAGGUAUAGGGUGCAUGGAGGCCCGGCAGCGCUGCGAGGAAGACAGCAACUGCCACACCUCCCUCACAGCCUACUUGUCAUACUGCGGGCAGCUGUUCAAUGGCCGGAAGUGCUCCUCCAAGUGUAAAGCUACCAUUCAGCAGAUGCUGUUCAUCCCAAACGGCAUGCUUCUGAACCGCUGCAUUUGCGAUGGAGUGGAGAGGCCUUUCUGUGAAGUGGUCAAGGAGAACAUGAGCAAACUUUGCUCCAUAGGAGACCACGGCGUUGUUUCAGACCCAACUAAAGAUUAUGAAGAUCCAUACGAAUACGAUUACCCUAAAAAUGACAAAGAGGUGGAUUUUAGUGAAAACUCCUCUGCUUCUCAGAGCUUAUCCAGAGGCGUGUUGCCCUUGUUUCUUCUUACAGCACGGAUAUUAUACUGAGAGGAUGGGUAUUUUUUUUUACAGUUUUAUGAAUAAAAUGUACUGUACAAAAGUAAAAUUAUCCCGUAUUUAAUUUAAUAACGACUUGGUAACUUUCUCAAAGACACUUGAGCAGGGCGAUGCUUUGCUGGCAGAGGACUUGAAUUCAGGUCUGCAGGAUGAGAAAAGUUAUUUUUUCGUCCCUGGGCCCCUCAGACUUCUCGUGUUAGUUUCUUGGUGACAGAGAGCACUGUAAUGGUUUGUGUAAAAUUUCCACAACCUUAGUAAUUCUCCAUGCACAUCUCACUCAGGAAGUAUUUCCUUUCGAUUCGUAUACUGUACAUGCUCCUUUUAGUUUUCUGAGUUAAAAUUCCCCACCUGUUUAAGUUAAAAGAAAGCCUUUGUCAAAAAUAUCAAAAAAAAAAAUUUCAUGUGGCAGUGAGAGGAAAUUAACCAGACCGUAUUUUGUUGAAGCGCACGACCACUUUGUUUGCCCUCAAACAGCUCCUGUUUAUUUGGUUUGCUUUCAAUGGUACUUGAAGUGUGGCCUUAUUAAGACCUUGGACAAACAUUGGACCCAUCCAGUUUCUAUUUGCUUUGCUCUCUAUUUCAGGGGCCUUUUCAUUGUUGCAACAGCCACACUUCAAAUAUUUGUAGGAACAGUGAGAGGACAGGCAAGGGUGUGGGAUCAAGUACUUAAAUUAACUGAAGCGCUUCUCCAGCACUCUGUCUUGUUCCCCUCCCCCAUUUGAGAUUGUUUUAUUGAACUUUUCCUGAGACCACCCUCACCCCCUUCUUCCUCCAUUCUACUGCCUACCCCAUUUGAGGCCUCUAAGGAGAGCCCUAUCUUUAUUACUGCUUUCACAGUGCUGCUACACUCCAGGAACAACUGCCAGCUGCUGGUGUGAACAAGUCAGCGUACAAUAUCUACAGUUUGUCCACAAGACUGCUCACAUCAACAGGUGGUCUGACAGUGCUUUGCUUUCUUUAUCCAAAACGCAAUGUUGGAUUUAAGCAACAUAUAUGUAACAAACUGUGCAAGUUAAGGAUGAGUUCUUAAAGUCAGGUUUUAUGAACUAAACAAAUUUUGCUGAACAAAACAUCUAAAGUAACACCAAGCAACACUAAAGCAGCAAUGCAGUAAAUGGUAAACAAAGCAGUGUCAUGACAGUGUGUGAACAUCAAGAAGUAGUCUUGUUGUUCACUGUGAGCAAACAUAGUUAUAAUUCCUUAUAUGUUCCUUAUUUUAUGUCACACAGGUUGGCUUGAAGUUGAAAGUGUUUCUUAUUUCAUUUUAAAACGUUUGUCAGGAUACUUUUAAAUUAAAUGAUUUUACCCAGUUAUUUUCUAAAUGACACACACACAGAUAAACUCAAGUUAAUAAUAUGAGAUUUUUACAACUUUUUCAAGUUGAGGAUCGUUUCCUCAGUAAUUGUACUUUGAAGUCUUUUGUGUGUUUCGAGGCUGAAAACGUCAGAGCAAAACAUCACAUUCAUAUUUGUACUUGCACACAUUGCUUUGAACAGCUGCUGGGUGGUUGAUUUUACCUGUUUGCAGGUCCAGGGACUGAAACCAGCAGAAUUUCAGUCUGACUUCUUACUUCCACGUUAUGCUGUUUAACAAAAAGGGAAAAUUAAAAACAACGUUUUUGUUAGUUUUGAUCACUUUUUCUGAAGCUGCCAGUUUGUGUCUUUGCCACUUGAAAUGCAGUCUUAAACAAUGAAUGUUAAGUGUUAAAUUAUGAAGCUAUAGUAUGAAGAAUGUGUAUAUAUUUUACCGUCAUAUGCAGUAAAACAAGUGUUGCUUAAAUGCUUUUAAUAUAAGCAAAUGUAGCUCAAAGUUUGUUCACAAAACCUGUUUUUUGGAUGUAGUUUUCAAUGUUUCCUCUCAUUUUUCGGGAACAUAGCAGUAAACUCUUCAGCACAAUGUCUUCCUUCCUCCAAACUGGAGGAUGCGUUUUAUAAUACAUAUAUGACCUAAUGUAGCCCAAGAAUAAAAAGGAAUAAAUAAUGUUGAACUUUUAA